ACGGUCUCUACGAGCUCACUACCCAAUCUCCGGUAGAUCUCCAGACACAAAGACCUUCUCGAUCAAAUUCUCAGACGUACUGACAGGAGCACUCCCACUGCAUCUGCAACUGCAACUUCAAACCACUAAAACUUCAGAAAUACACCAUGAGUUACUACCACAGCUACGGCAGUCGAUACGACGAGAGAUACGGCUCGGAGAAAUUGGAGUACAAUGGGUACGAUGAUACAUGGGUGCUGGGAGUGCAGACUGCAGCGACUCCAUAUGUUCACGAGCGUCCUUACUCGUCACGGCGCACGUACGGUAGCGGGUACAGCGACUAUGGCAGCUCCUAUGGCAGCAGAUACCCUCCGCGCACCAGCUACGGCUCCAGCAGCUAUGGCAGCAACAGGAACCUCAUCUUGUAUCCGCACACCUACCAACCUCAACCUUCUCUUCUUGGCCAGUUGUUCCCCGGCAGGAGGCACUCGUACUCCUCAUCGAAGAACUCAUCUUACCCGGACGAGGUGAAGCUGAAGGUCGAGAUCUGCUGUCUCGAAUGCAGGCGAAAGAUGCUGGACUCUUUGAGAAAACUUAGUGGCGUGUAUGAUGUACGAGUCGAAGGCACGACUCACGCCAUGGUGACAGUGACGGGCUACGACUUGAAGCCGAAGAAAAUCCUGAAGAAGACGCGGAAAGUCAUCAAGGCUGCUGACUACUGGUCCGACUGGCAUUACACCGACGGCGUUGCUCCUCAUCGUGCCGGCUACGCUUCAUCAGUCUACGCACCCGCUCCAGCCUUGAGCUCGAGACACUUGACGUCCUACUGAGGCAUCAUCGUCGUGGAGAAUAUCGAUGAACCUCGAGACGAUGAUGGAUCCAGAAAUUGUAUAUUCCGACAUCUACUGCUAGCUACAGCCAUACAGCGAUGGUUACUCCACCCACAAUCUUCCUGUUUCCUUCCUUUUCCAGUACCUAUCAAACCGCCCAACAACGCAGGGAUGGAUGAUGGCGAGACUUAAUCGGCCUACAUGGAGACAACGCAGCCUUAAAUUCCCAGCUCUCGUAGAAUUAUGGUUGUACAGGUGCCAAAUGCUGAGUCCCUGCUGGCCUCUUCAAGCCUACUCUACACUAUAUCGUUGCCCUCUGCUGUAAGCUUCGAUUCCACACCCGGAACACAGACAGUCACGAGUGCGUAGCCUUCUGGAGAUGCUUCAAAUCUCUUCAAGUUGCGCAGCUUCCAAAAUCGACUCGAUCAUCCUCAAGUCUUCGGGCACGAGCGAGAUCUACAGCUACUAUAUCUGUGCUUUGCCAUCAACAAUAUGCCUGCCUAUGUUUUACUAUGUAUUGCUGGACGGUCUUCACAACAAUUCACGUAACAUCCCGCCAGUUUUAGUUCGAGUGGGAGAUGAGCGAAAUUAGUUUCCUAGAUUACUAUUUCUCGUGAUUGCUGGAAACAAGACGUGACCUUAGAUCUGGUAGGUCCUGCUCAAGCGCUCUCGAGCUUUAGGAGUGCAGCAUGAAUGCAGUGGAGAGAUACGCGGAUGACAUCCAUAGGGCAGACUUUCCAGAGAGGGAUUGUAGUUCUGAUGGUUUUAGACUGGCCAUCGACCUGUAAAUAUUUUCACCAGGUCCUUCGACAUGAAUGGAGGUUUUGAUUUCGAACCUGA
Molecule: messenger RNA, 1649 nt
Organism: Marchantia polymorpha subsp. ruderalis
Lineage: Eukaryota; Viridiplantae; Streptophyta; Marchantiopsida; Marchantiales; Marchantiaceae
Source: the annotation of a GenBank genome assembly